Paramisgurnus dabryanus is the source of this 1632-nucleotide messenger RNA. Lineage: Eukaryota; Metazoa; Chordata; Actinopteri; Cypriniformes; Cobitidae. The record is from RefSeq and is a predicted model, not a curated record.
AUUGUUUUUUUCAGUGUACCUGAUUCUGAGCACAACUCAGUGAUAACCUGAGACGACGAAACUUGCAUCUGAUCCCCUCGAACUGAUUUUCCCACUCGGCUAUCUCAGUAUUCAGGUCUGGUGUGUUAUAAACAACUGCAGGUGAAGAAGUUUUGAUCAGCGCAAGCUUCAGGAGGACCAUGAGAUUGUGGUUUUUACCAGUAUUGUGCACCUAAACUCUGCAGAGCAGCAUGGGCAGUCGUCCCAGUAAAGAUCGGCGCGGGUCCAACGCGCAUGCGGCCCCUUUGGACACAGAAGAGAGCACCAGCACGCUGUCUUUGGAUGGUGGUAGAUGUGUGGUGGUGUCCCUGUACGACUAUCCGUCCAGAGGUCCGGGUAACUGUGCUAUUAAAGUGGGAGAGAGGCUGAACAUUUUGUCAGAUGAAGGUGAAUGGUGGAAAGUGAGUUCCUCAGCCACAGGAAACGAGAGCUACAUCCCCAGCAAUUACACUGCCAAAGUGUACAACAGGUGGCAGUUUGUAGGUCUGAGCAAACAGAAAGCAGAAGAGCUGCUGCUGCUUCCUCAUAAUCAACCCGGCUCUUUUCUCAUCAGAGAAAGUGAGACCUUUCCAGGUAACCACACUCUGUCGGUGCGUAGGAACAGCUCACAGGAACGCGCUUCUGUCAAACACUACCGUAUCAGCUGUAUUGACAAUGGAUGGGUGUACAUCUCUCCUGGACUAACUUUCAGAACCCUUGCAGACCUGGUUGCACACUAUUCAGAAGUAUCGAACGGGUUGUGCUGUACACUGGGUGAACCCUGCUUCAUCAUCGGAUCCAAUAAUGUUCCCGUGGUAAACGGUCCUCCUCCCGUUGCUAUCAGGAGACCAACAAUAAACUGGAAAGAUGUGAACAGCUCCAUGAUCUUCGGACAAGGUAAAGAUGGUGCCGAAGAGUGUGUGGUGAGCGACGGUUUAAAGGAGGCGAUUAACUCUUACCUCUACAUGACGGACAAUUGCGAGGACUGCUGCCAAAUUUGGGACACAUGAAGGGACAAUGGCAACCGUUGGCAGACGUUUAGUCCUGUUGAAUCUUUGUGAUGGGAUGUUUAAGUGACUUUGAACUGUUGAUUGUGUUAUCCUGAGAUAUGAAACACUUACACAACGGCAUAAAAACCAAUACGGCAAAGAAAACGGACCUUCACCGCACUGACGCCGAAGGAUGGUUCGAAGCCAGAUGUACUGAGUCAUUGCCGUUCUUCCAGAGUGGGUGAUGGAGAUAAAGAUGUCACUCGUUCCUGGCGGACAUAAAAGAAAAACAGAAUGAAGGAAAGAAAGAGAGGAGUGAGCGUGUGGGAGGGGAAACACAGCUGGGCGGUGUGCGCAUGUGUCUGGAACUUUCUUAGUAAAACACGCUUAUUCGUUUACGUAGUUAUGUGAUGAUGGUGGGUGUACCUGAUUUAUGAUGCAUCACAAAAAUCCGAAAGGAUUGUUUUUUUGUUUUUUUAAUGACAUGUGAAUAUGUAUUUAUGAAUUAUACUGUAAAUCUCUGUAUAUAGUUCCUUAACAGAUUCUUUGCAUAUGCUGUUUUAUGCCAAUGUGCCUUAAAAAUGAGCAUCAUUGUUUUUGUACUACUAAAAAUUAUCUUCAAUGA